Ectocarpus sp. CCAP 1310/34 is the source of this 1301-nucleotide messenger RNA. Lineage: Eukaryota; Phaeophyceae; Ectocarpales; Ectocarpaceae. The record is from the annotation of a GenBank genome assembly.
AGCAGCAGGGCGUACGACUGAUGGGGGAGAUGAAGCCGUGUGUGGGCUGCCUGGAGGCGAAGGGCAGGUGGGCACCGGUGCCGCGGCGUGGCACCUGCGCGGCGGUACCGUUCGGCAAAGUUCAUAGCGGCCUCACGGGCCCGUUCUCUGACGCGCUGGACGGCUCCCGGUACCUGAUCAUGUUCGUGGACAGCGCAUCGCGGAGGCAACGGGGGUACGGGAUGCGUGCCAAGAGCGACACCCUGAAGUUCGUGCAGCGGUUCCUCGCCGACAUGAACGGCAUGGUCACUCCGGGGUGUUUCCGCAUGNCAGGAAAAUCCACGACCACCAUCGAUAUUAAUUUGUUCCAUGCCUCCACCGGCCAUGUAAACGAAUUCUUGAUGCGUGAAACGGCCAAGCAGCAGGGCGUACGACUGAUGGGGGAGAUGAAGCCGUGUGUGGGCUGCCUGGAGGCGAAGGGCAGGUGGGCACCGGUGCCGCGGCGUGGCACCUGCGCGGCGGUACCGUUCGGCAAAGUUCAUAGCGGCCUCACGGGCCCGUUCUCUGACGCGCUGGACGGCUCCCGGUACCUGAUCAUGUUCGUGGACAGCGCAUCGCGGAGGCAACGGGGGUACGGGAUGCGUGCCAAGAGCGACACCCUGAAGUUCGUGCAGCGGUUCCUCGCCGACAUGAACGGCAUGGUCACUCCGGGGUGUUUCCGCAUGGACAACGGCGGCGAGUUCACCGCUGCGCGUGAAGCGGGCCACGAAGGCGGACGUCCAAUCCGCGCGCGGUGCUUCUACCUGCACGGCGCCCACAACCACUUGACGUCUACCGCCGUCGUUCUUCACGCUGACACCGGUCGCCUCGCCCUCACUAACAACGUCGUGUGGAUCAACCGCCGGGCAGGGGCGCCGGCGCCGGUGCCGUGCAUCGGGGGGGGUUCUUCGGUCACCGCGGCGCCCUCGCCGGCCACCGCCGUAUCUGCGGCCGAUGCCGCACCGCCGCCGCCCCCGCCAUCAAGGACGUACACCUACAUCCCGCCCGCCUGCACCAGCGANAAUCAGCCCCACCGUCGACCGCAGCAACGCCGCCCCGUUCGCCCCCGGGCCUGCCGCCGCCGCCGCCGCCGCAGCCCACCAGCGCCGCCACCCCCGGUCCCCCGCACCCGCCGCUUUCGAAACGAGCCGCGAAGGAGUUGGGACGAAAGGACACGAGGGUACACGGCCGCACGCGCGGCGAUGGAGUGCGGUUCAUGGAGCAACAACAACAACCGCCGUUCGGUGGCGGCACCGCUCUCCACCACCGUCUUGGUCGGUUAG